GUAAUUUACGCUAACCUUGAUAGGUUUUAGCGCCAAUAAAACCCCUUGAUCUCAAUCAAAUCUUGUGAAUUGUGUACCUGGUCAACAACAGCAGCAGCAAAUAAUAUCUGGACCGCUUGAGGGGUAUUCAGCUGCAAAGUUGAGCUCAGUUCACUCGCGUCGUUACACGUUGCGCUUUUCACUUCUCUUGAAAGCUUGAAAGCUUUCUGUACUUGCCGCCUACCUCUGAGCAACCCCGCUAGGCAGUUACGCCCUCGUCCCGUACAAUCCAGGUUCAACUGGCUUCUGCAUCAUUCUUUGCUCGUCACUGCAUUUCUGAGAUAGCAUUUCAACGACCUAUUCGCAUCAUGGCCUCGCCCCAGGACAAGUCAGCCAAGCAGUUGGCUUAUGAGAAGUUUGAGAAUGUCUUCAAGGACACUCUCAUCGAGCAAAUUCUUGGCCAUGCCAAGAAGUACAAACUGCCUGAGGAGUAUCUCACGUAUUUUGAGAGAUCUGUGAGGGCCAACACCCUGGGUGGAAAGUGUAACAGAGGCAUGUCCGUGCCUGAUUCUACUGAGCAGCUUUUUGGAAGAGAACUUACUCAGGAAGAGUACUUCUCGACCGCAACACUUGGCUGGAUGAUUGAGCUCCUUCAAGCCUUCUUCCUCGUUUCUGACGAUAUCAUGGAUAGUAGUAUCACCCGCCGUGGUGAGCCUUGUUGGUACCGUCAGGAGGGUGUCGGCAUGGUCGCCAUCAACGAUGCUUUCAUGCUUGAGUCUGUUAUCUACCUUUUGUUGAAGCAGUACUUUAAGGCACACCCUGCUUACAUCGACAUGGUCGAGUUGUUCCACGAGACAGCAUGGCAGACCGAGGUCGGCCAGCUCUGCGACUUGCUCACGGCCCCCGAGGGGAAGUCCAACCUACACAACUACAGCUUGGAGAAGUGGAGUCACAUUGUUGUCUAUAAGACCGCAUACUAUAGUUUCUACCUACCAGUCGCUUUGUCCCUGCACUAUCAGAACAUUGCCACACCUAAGAACCUUAAGCAGGCUGAGGAUAUCUUGAUCCCCAUGGGCGAGUAUUUCCAGGCUCAGGACGACUUUCUCGAUUGCUUCUAUGGAACCAAGGACGUCAUUGGCAAGGAUGGCACAGACAUUCAGGACAACAAGUGUUCGUGGCUCGUCAACCAGGCCCUGAAGAUCACUACUCCUGAGCAACGAAAGAUCAUCGAGACCCACUACGGCAAGAAGGACGACGCCGAUGUCGCAACGAUCAAGGAGCUCUACAACGAGCUGGACUUGAAGAGCAAGUAUCACGCGUAUGAGGAGAAGGUCGUGGGCGAGAUCAAGGCACAGAUCGCAAAGAUCGAUGAAAACGAAGGCCUGAAGAAGUCGGUCUUCGAGACAUUCUUGAACAAAAUCUACAAGCGCAGCAAGUAGAGCAAAAGAUUUGACUUCAAGUUGAUGAACAAUAAUAUAUAGAUAGUUGCUAAUACUCUUACCGCCCAAGACGGUUUCAUGUCUUGAUUAGAAAUCCAAUGUCUUGCUGCACCGGAUCUAUAACCGUGACUCAAAGCUUUGUUAAACAUGGCUUUCCAGUCCAAUCGCCAAUCAACCCGACACGCUAAAGAAGCC
Molecule: messenger RNA, 1613 nt
Organism: Truncatella angustata
Lineage: Eukaryota; Fungi; Ascomycota; Sordariomycetes; Amphisphaeriales; Sporocadaceae
Product: isoprenoid synthase domain-containing protein
Exons: 2
Coding region: 348-1418 (356 amino acids)
Biological process (GO): trans, trans-farnesyl diphosphate biosynthetic process
Cellular component (GO): cytoplasm
Molecular function (GO): dimethylallyltranstransferase activity; (2E,6E)-farnesyl diphosphate synthase activity
Source: RefSeq, a predicted model, not a curated record